AACAAACUAGCAAACAAGCAAUAACGAACAAUCUUGAAUUUUUCAAUAAUGAAUUCUAUACCGAAGUAAAUAAAACCAAUAUUUAAGUAAUUAUGAAUGGUGAUAUACCACCGGAGUCUCCUCGCCCGCCGCUAUGGGAGCGCUGGGGGUGCGCGCGCGGCGUGUGCGCGCGGCUGUGUCGGCGGCGCGCGCGCACGAGAGUCGCGCCGAUGCAUAACGGGAAUAGUAGUCUCAGGAGCCGUGAAUCCCGUCGCCGUAUCAACCAUCCCCCCUCCGCGCUAUACAGCGUGGUGGGAGAGAAACUGCGCGUGGGCACGCCGCGCGCGCUGCAAUGCGCUCUCUUCUGCGGAGGGCCGAGAUGCCAAUACGAGCUGCCACAGCCCGGGACGGCGAUACAGGGACUGUAUUCUGAUUGGGUUACCGACGACAUUCUGGCGAUGGCGCGCCCCAGCACAGCCAAUAUCGCCGCUAGGAAUAUUAUACAACAGUUCCACAGCUGGGGCAUUCGUACGGUGAUCAACCUGCAGACGCCGGGGGAGCACGCCAGCUGCGGGCCUCCGCUCACCAAGUCAGGGUUCACGUAUGACCCCACUAUCUUUAUGGCUAAUGACAUAUAUUACUACAACUUUGCCUGGCCGGACUACGGCGAGGCGAGUUUGAGCGGCCUCCUCAACAUGGCUAAGGUCUUAUCAUUCGCCCUUCAAGAAGGAAGAGUUGCCAUACACUGUCAUGCAGGUCUAGGCAGAACAGGCGUGUUGAUAGCCUGCUACCUGGUCUACUCGCUCCGCAUCAGAGCUAACGACGCCAUCCGGCUCGUUCGCAAGAAGAGGCCCAAGUCAGUCCAGACUUCUGGACAAAUACUCUGCGUGCAGCAGUUUGAGCACUAUAUACUGCCGCAGACAGUCGUCUUUAGUUCUAAGGAAACUUUAAACCUGACCAAAGACAGGAAGACCUCUGAGUUCACGUUAAAACAAUAUUUGUAUAGACAGCACGCAACGCUGCAUGGUCUGGAAGAAAGAGCCUUCAGGGAGCUGCCUAAAAUAGUGUACUGUCUCUGUGAACGCCUGCUAAAGCUGUGCGGUUGCAGCCAGAGCGUCGGGAUGGAUUUCCGAGUUAAGAACAAGCCGUUCUUCAAGUCCUUCAUGGUGUACAAACUGAGGAAGAGCAAGCCUCCCGAUCCCACCACACCGGAAGAAGCUGCCACGGAACUUGACCACAUAGCCUCACUCCCUAUGGUGGAGUGGCGCGACCCUGUGCAGGAAGACAUCGAGCGGAACCUGGAGACCGUCACCAGGAUCACAGGCACCUCCACCAACGGCAGCAUACCGGCCGUGCAGAUAUACGAGGCAUUCACAGUAGACCAUCAUAGUCUUCCAGAAGAAAGGCAAAAACAUUUAAAACAGUUGAGAAAUGACAUCAAUCAACACAGAGAGGCCUUUGAUAAGAUCAACUCAGAGAACGACCCUACAAUUCUAACAGGUCUGCUGUUCGAGUGGCUCGAAGGCCUAAAACAGCCUGUCUUGGACCGAGAAGACUUGUCUAUCAUCGUCGGCAGAGCUUACAAUGUGGAGUCCUGUAUACUGGCCUUGACUUUGGAAGAUAUAAUGCUGAUAGAGUACCUCCUUCGCUUCGUGACACGUCUGCGUCCGCUCGCGGCCAACAAGAAAGUGGACAUCCUGAAGAGGCUACUCGCCUCACUCACACAUCAAACUAUCGGUAUUAACGGACGAUGUCUUCCUACCCGCAAGGACUUCCAGAGACUAAGAGACGGCACAUGCAGCCAAGUGAUAAACUUCAUGCUGCGAAUGAUAGUCGAACUGCAGAAGGAUAUGAUGAAGCCAGGCAAAGAUGACGCUGAUGUGGUCGUGCCUAGCCGUAGGAUUAGGAUAAGAGCUUGGAAAUAAAUGGCAUUCAUAAAA
Molecule: messenger RNA, 1919 nt
Organism: Trichoplusia ni (cabbage looper)
Lineage: Eukaryota; Metazoa; Arthropoda; Insecta; Lepidoptera; Noctuidae
Product: protein tyrosine phosphatase domain-containing protein 1-like
Exons: 13
Coding region: 93-1904 (603 amino acids)
Biological process (GO): cilium assembly; protein dephosphorylation
Molecular function (GO): protein tyrosine/serine/threonine phosphatase activity; protein tyrosine phosphatase activity
Source: RefSeq, a predicted model, not a curated record